Molecule: messenger RNA, 2427 nt
Organism: Phoenix dactylifera (date palm)
Lineage: Eukaryota; Viridiplantae; Streptophyta; Magnoliopsida; Arecales; Arecaceae
Source: RefSeq, a predicted model, not a curated record
GUGGAGCUCGUGGGGAGGAGAGAAACCGAGAAAGAGCGAGAGAGAUCGAGAGAGAGAGAGCCCAGUCCCCAGUCCCCACCACCCUGCCGGGCCACAGGAUAAAGAGAGAGAGGGAGGCAGGUGGAGGUGCGAUUCGAUCGAAAUGGAAGCUGCUCUGAAGAGCCUUUGCCCCUCCAACGGCAGCAGGAGUAUAUACCCUACUGAUCUUUGCAGCGGCAGGAGAAGGGCUGCGUGUGCUUUCUCUUCCAACGCCUCCUGGAUCCGAGCCGUCCAGCCUCCGAGGAAGCCCGCCUCCAGCCUCCUCAUCUUUCUCGACAAGAAAUCGCUCCGAUCGGCUCCUGUCUCCUCCUCUUCUUCUUCUUCUUCCCUCUCCGCAUCCGCAGCUGCACCCGAGGUAUGAUCCCUCUCUCCCCGCUCUGUUCUCAAGCUGUCCGCUUUCUUCUUCCACCUAGGGUUUCCAUUUCCCCACUCCCAUCUUCUGCUACUCCUUCUUCCACCCAGGGUUUCCAUUUUCCAGUUUCGUACUCGAUGCCGUUUAUCAAUCUAUCGAUCAUUUUCAUCCCCGUGCUUCAGUCCUCCUCGUCCAUUCGAUUCGCCUCGUGCAUUUCAUUUUGUUCCGCUCUGUUUGACGAUGCUGGGGUUCUUCGGAGUACCAUGCUGCUGCUUCUUCUUCUUUUCUAGGUUUCGGCGUUGCAGCAUCGCUCUGCGAUUCUUUAAUGCUUGACUUCUAGGGCUUUCUCGGUGCUGUUGCAACCAUUUUGUAAGCUUUAUUUUGUGAGUUGUUCCUUGAUUUCAGUAUCUACUUUUAUCGCCGGGUCCCUCUUUUCUCUUUCCAUCUUUUCGCAUUUUCUAGAUUAAGCAAUAUUCUUGUAGGAUGCUUUCCCCACUUUCCAAUACCAGUCUUGUUCCUCUGCGGUUCAGGAAGCUUAUGCUGCGGUUUCGAGUAAUUCUAGUCUCUGAACUUCUUUUCUUUUCUUUUCUUUUUUUUCUUUCUUUAGAUCGAACGCUGCACUACGUAUUUCUUCGUUGUUUUUUUUCUUUAUUUGUGCAUAUAUCCGUUACUUUCUAUCCAUUAUUUUCAUCUUCGACUGGGAUGUGCGUCUUGCCCUGUUGUAUCUCUGAUGUGAUGUCUUCAUUCGCAGAGGAGGAAGAAGCUGCUGCUGAUGCUCAGAUUCAGACUGGAAUCCAUCCAAAGACCGCACGCGUGAAAUUCCUUCUGCAGAAGGAAUGCCUGUUCGGCGAGCAAUUCCUCCUCGUCGGCGACGAUCCCAUAUUUGGUCUGUGGGAGCCGUCCAGGGCGAUUCCUCUGGAAUGGUCCGAUGGCCAUGUCUGGGGAGCUCAGCUGCAGGAUGUACCUGUUGGGAAGCCAAUUCGGUUCAAGUUUAUUCUGCGAGGCUUCGCGGGGGAGAUCACCUGGCAGCCUGGCCCUGACAGAAUCUUGGAGAUAUGGGAAACUGCGAAGACUGUCGUUGUUUCGCAGGACUGGGACGAUGCAGAGGAUCGGAAGAUCUCCGAGGAGGAACCUCUAGCCAUUCCCACAGAGGAAGCGAUCAUCGCCGAGAGCAAGCCAGGCAGCGACGGUGGAGCUGCAACCGAUGACGCCCAUCUGCCGAAUGGUGAUACCGCAGAGGUCCAAGGACACGCGACCGACGAGGAGCUUUCACGAGCCACGGGUGAUGAGAAGAAGCUGGCCAGCUAUGGAGCAGCAGCAGAUCGGAUUCUGGUCCCGGGCUUGGCGCCUCUUCCUGAGUCGGAGACGGCUUCAGUAUUUCCUCCGAAUGAUGUAACGACCGGGAAGGUUGCCGAUGCGUUGCUUGCAUCCGAUGAAGCUGAGGAGUGCAACCCAUCGAAGUUAUCUGGUGAGGAGCGGAAGCCAGACGUACCCGAAGGAAACCUGCUUGACGAAGAAUCAUCGACACUGCCAGAAACCGUUAGUGGUGAUGAUUCUAAAAAAACUCAGUGUUAUGGUGGUGAUUUCUCGGAGGAAAAGCAUCUAGAAGGAUCGAACUAUCAAUCAACAGCUGGCGUCAUAAAGAACGACAUCCAGCAGGGCAGGAGUGCCCUGCACCAGCUUCUUCUGAAUCUGGGUUUCGAUAUGAAUCCAACUGAAGGUGCAUGACAUCCAAGCAUGGAAAUCAAUUGCAUCUUUCUCCACAUUUCUCAGAAUGCCUUCGUGCAGAUAAAAACGGGAGCUUUUCGAUCCUGUGCUUUCAUCACGUACUCCUUUCAGCUGCCUGUUACUUCCUUCAUUUUCCUCUCAUGGCUUGCUUGCAGAUUUUUGUAGCAUGCAGCUGAUGUGUAAUAUGGCUGUGGAUUUGUGUAUGAACUGUUGUAUGGUAGUUCUUUUACCGGCUUGUAAUGAUAUUUUUAUUGAUGUGAGCAAACUUUAUAUCCUUCGUUUGGCCAUUUGAAGCGAAGGGCAGUAUC